Messenger RNA from Toxorhynchites rutilus septentrionalis, 1103 nucleotides. Its product is annotated as probable methyltransferase-like protein 15 homolog. The transcript has a single exon. Bases 1 to 1074 code for a protein of 357 amino acids. Gene Ontology annotation, biological process: rRNA base methylation. Gene Ontology annotation, molecular function: rRNA (cytosine-N4-)-methyltransferase activity. The record is from RefSeq and is a predicted model, not a curated record. NCBI's taxonomy places the organism in Eukaryota, Metazoa, Arthropoda, Insecta, Diptera, Culicidae.
AUGGUGAUCAUCGGUAGGAUAAGCUCUAGAUUAGGUUUGUUUAAGAUAGGACUAAGAUGGUGCAGUGCUGCUGCCGCUCCUCAUGUGCCGGUUAUGGCAGCCGAGACAAUUAAACAUUUGAAACCACAGGAUGGCGAACUGUACAUCGAUAUGACUUUCGGGGCGGGAGGACACACGCGGGAGAUACUGAAGGUCGCGCCGAACGCAAAAAUCGUUGCUCUCGAUCGAGAUCCAGUGGCACACGAGAUGGCAGUGUCAUUAGCCGAAAAGUAUCCCAAUCAAAUUUACCCGAUUCUCGGCAGAUUCUCCGAACUGCCGCAAAAAUUGAAAGAGUUGGAUAGUCAUCAGCGUUCCAUCGAUGGAAUAAUCUUUGAUUUCGGCUGUUCGUCGAUGCAAUUCGAUGAAGGGGAGCGGGGAUUUGCGAUAAGUAAAGAUGGUCCGUUGGAUAUGCGAAUGGACAAGGAUCGCGACCCGGAUGCGCUCACCGCGGCGGAAAUUCUUGCCAAAAUCGACGAAGCAGACCUGGCGCGUAUUUUGAAGGUAUAUGGGGAAGAAAAGUACGCCAAAAAGAUUGCUCGAUCGAUUAUAGAGGCACGGUUUUCGAUGACACGAUUAGCAACCACCAAACAGCUUGCCGAGUUGGUAAAGGCCAGUGUGGGUGGCGACACUUUUCGAUUGGAUAAGUUACAGCGUCCGAGUCAUCCGGCAACCAAAACCUUCCAAGCGUUAAGAAUAUUUGUGAAUAAUGAACUGAACGAAAUCAACUACGGUAUGGUUCUGUCGCAGCUGUAUCUGAAGAUUGGUGGAAGGAUGAUUGCCAUCACAUUCCACUCACUGGAGGACACGAUUGUGAAGAGACACCUCAUGGGGAACGUGUUGGACGGAGUUGUCAAUGAGUUACCGCUGAAGUACUCCAGCCACACGAUUAGCCACGGACGGGAUGUAAUGGAGGCCGUUAUGACGUCCGAUUGGCGUCAGCUGACGAAACAAGUAGUGGUCCCUAGCUUCGAUGAGGUGGAGGAGAAUCCUAGAAGUCGUUCCGCGAAGUUGAGAGCAGCUAUCCGCGUGAGGUAGCGAAUGUAAAAUAAAACGAUGAGAAUUAA